UCUCUCUCUAUCUCUUCCCAAUUUCCCAUCGCUAUUUCCAGUCCGAGGGAGAGGAGCGGCGACGACAGGCGGCUCCCCUCCAGCGCUGGCUCCGGCGAGCCCGCUCCUCCUUCCUCCAAAGAGUCCUCCCUCCUCCCUCCGGUAACAGGUUCCCCCCCCCCGUGCCGCCGCCCCGGCAUCACCGGCGCCGAAAGGCAUCAACGUGCCGGCGCGGCCCCGGCCGGCCGGCCUCCUCCCCUUUGCCUCGCUUUGCUCCCGCUACGAUCACCGGCCGCCCGCCCUUGUCCGCCACCCACCGCCGGUCCGCCGCCUCCUAGGUCCUCUCUCCAAACCCGAUCCCCCACUUCCCCCUCCCCAGCGCCACCUUCCCCCACCCCACCCCACGCCGUCGCUGUUCCUCCCCUCCCGGGCUCUUCCGCUCACCUCUCCAUCGCCUCGGUCUCGCAGCUUCCGCCUCAGUCUCCCCGACUUCCCGUUGUCCGUCGCCAACCGAGGUGCCGAGCCACUGCCGUCAUUUGCCCUCCCGUCUGCUCAAUCCACGGAGCGGCAGAGGGUCGAGGAACCGCCGCGACAAGGCACCACGGCCACCGCAAGGCAGACGCCGAGGCGCCAUCGGCCGCUGGCACCGGGAUCCCAUGACCCCUGACCAGCCAGCUUAAUUAAUUUUGUGCUCUCGAAAACUCGUAGGACUACUAAACGAAAAAUUCCUAGCUACGCCACUGCCUCCUGCCCAUUGCCAGAGGCGCGGCGGCGGCGGCGGCGGCGGGGGCGGCGAAGAGUCCCGUGAGCGCCUCCUAGAUGGGGCUGCUCAGCAUCAUCCGGAAGAUCAAGCGCAAGGAGAAGGAGAUGCGCAUCCUCAUGGUGGGGCUGGAUAACUCGGGGAAGACGACGAUCGUGCUCAAGAUCAAUGGGGAGGAUACCGGCGUCAUCAGCCCCACCCUCGGCUUCAACAUCAAGACCAUCAAGUACCACAAGUACUCAUUGAACAUAUGGGAUAUCGGUGGACAGAAGACUAUCCGAUCUUACUGGAGGAAUUACUUUGAGCAAACUGAUGGACUAGUUUGGGUGGUUGAUAGUUCAGACAUUAGGAGGCUUGAUGAUUGCCGUGCUGAACUCCACAAUCUCUUGAAAGAAGAGAGACUAGCAGGAGCUUCAUUGCUGGUGUUUGCAAAUAAGCAAGAUAUUCAAGGCGCUCUCAAACCUUCUGAAAUUGCUAAGGUACUCAAUUUGGAAGCGAUGGACGGAAGCCGGCACUGGCAGAUCGUAGGCUGCAGCGCGCACACCGGGGAGGGCCUUCUUCAAGGUUUCGAUUGGCUCGUCCAAGACAUUGCAUCUCGGAUCUACGUGCUAGAAUGAUGUGAACCUCGUUUCUCUGUAGUAUUUAUGUGCUGGAACGAUUGAACCUCAUUUCUUAUCAACCUCUUCGUCUUGUUCUGUAACGGUGAACUAUUGGCAUCAUGAUUUUUGAGCAUGAUGGUUCUGUUUUGUGCACCAUGACCAUCUGAAAAGUUUCAUUCCUUAUCGAAC
Molecule: messenger RNA, 1527 nt
Organism: Oryza sativa Japonica Group (Japanese rice)
Lineage: Eukaryota; Viridiplantae; Streptophyta; Magnoliopsida; Poales; Poaceae
Product: ADP-ribosylation factor-like protein 2
Biological process (GO): protein folding
Cellular component (GO): microtubule cytoskeleton; cytoplasm
Molecular function (GO): GTP binding; GTPase activity
Source: RefSeq, a predicted model, not a curated record